GUGGUCCCCGCCGCCCUGCUACCCCCUUAAGGCCUCCCCGUCACCCUCCUGCUAUGGCCCGGGGGGCCGGCGAGGCGGCCGCGGAAGGGGAGCUGGGAGAUGACAGCCUGUCUGUAAUAACCUGUGAAUCAGAUACAGAAAUGAAGUUAAAGAAGAAAAUUUUUCACAAGCCUCCAAAGUCACCAAAGUCUCCAUACAGUUCUAGCACACAACUGUAUCCUAAAAAAACUGCAGUUUGGCGAUCUCUGCAGGGAACAGGCAGUGCACAUCUUGAGAGUGCAGCUGUAAAAAACCCAAGGCAGAUGUGGCUGGGAUCACUGAAACAAGGAAUGAGCCAUCCUCUGAAAUCAGAUGCUGGCAUGGGGCAUAUGCGAACUAACAUUUCUAGUAGCACUCCAGAAUAUUUGAAGGAAGCUCUAGGAAUGAAGAAGCCAAAACACUCUCGUUCUUCUAGUAAUGGCUACAUUCCUGGAACUCCUGACUACAAAGAAAAAGAAGAUAUGUAUGAUGAAAUUAUAGAACUGAAAAAGACAAUACAAGCUCAGAAAAAUGAGGGAGAUCGAAUGAAAACUAAGCUCCGUCGACUAGAAGAAGAGAACAAUAGAAAGGAUAAACAGCUUGAACAACUGUUGGAUCCUUCCAGGGGCUCUGAGCUGGCACGAGCUUUGUCAGAAAAGACAACUGAUAAUGGAUGGGUGGUUAGUGGAUUAAAGCAGAAGAUUCUCAAGCUAGAACAACAGUGCAAGGAGAAAGACAACACUAUUAACAAAUUCCAGGCAGACGUGAAGACCACUAAUUUGGAAGAAAUGAGGAUAGCUAUGGAAACCUACUAUGAAGAGGUUCAUCGUCUCCAGCUCCUCCUGGCAAAAUCUGAGACUAUGAGGAAAAAUAUAGAGGGCAGAGAUACCCAAAAACGACUAAAGGCACUGAAUGCUGCUGUCCUGAGAUUAUCCAGGAACAUCAAGGAAUUGCAGAAUGAGAAUCGGAGGCUGAAGGAAGAUCUAGAUCAUGUACUGAGCAGUUCUCCUCCUUCCAAUAAAACAAAAAAUUACAGCGAGUGGAGCAGACAGAGGCUGAUGAGGCGGAUUUCGGAACUAGAAAAAAAAGUAUGUGCCAUGGAGAACACCAGGGUGUCAUCAGCAGAUAGUGAGUCAUCACAGUUACUUGCUGUGUCAUCUUCGCCUUCUGUAGACCUGGAUCAUCCAGCCUCUCAACAGGUAGACCACGUUGAGGAAUGUCAUCGCCUCCAAGGGCUAGUGAAGAAACUGAAGAGUGAUAGGAAGGCACUUCAAAAUCUCCUACUCAAUAAAGAAUCAGAUAUCAAGCAGUUACUGCAGGCUAAGGCUGAAGUGGAGCUAGAGCUGCAGAAGUGGCAGAAUAAGAUGGAAGAAAAGAGUACAGAAGAGCAGACUUUAAGUGAGGAAAUCCAGAACCUGACACAGAAAGUAGGGAAACUGGAGUCAAAAUUGGAGCAAGAGAAGAGUCAAAUAGCAGAAGAUACAAUGGAAAAGCUUAAUAAGUCUUCACCAGUCUGCACGGUUAAAGGCAAAGAAGAUCACAGGAAGGAACAAGCAGCCAAAAUCAUCCAAAGACAGUGGAAGAUGUACCGAAAUAAGAAAGAAGAAAUUGCUCUGGAUGAGGCAGUUGUUAUGCUUCAGGCAGCUUUCAGAGGACAUUUAGCUCGACAGAAACUGUUACUGAAUAACAGGAUGCAUGAUGCAAAAUCUCACAAGAACUCCUGCAUGUCUUCCAUGUCAACCUCCUUGAGCUUGUCUUCUGAUUGCAAGGAGAAAGAUGAGAUUGUGACAUUUAUCCAGUCCAUUUUCAGGGCUCACUUAGCACGUACAGUACUGCUUGAGGAGAGGCCCUCUGUGUCUAGUGCACCAAGUGAGAAAGCAGAUUCUGCAGUUUACAUUACAGAGAAGAAACUGGUCUCAGCAGUGCUCCAGAGACCUCCUUCAAUCUUCAUGUCACCUCUUCCUGCCAGGUCCUCUGAGAAGCAAUCACAGCCUAUUCUCCCUGUGUCUGUGGAUGAAGCUCACUCAGACGAUUCAGAUGAUAUUGUCAUUGUCUCUCCGUUGUUGCAGAUGAAGAAAAACUACACCCACUUCUAAGUUUUGGUAACAGGCUCUGGUGAUCUUGAAUUAUUCGAUUCACAAAACUGUUUCUACCAAGAUAAAGCAUAUCAAAGAUGAAAAACGGGAGAUAUCAGACCCUUUUUAAUGACAGUUGUCAUUAUUUCAUCCAUAAACGAUUAAUUGUUUGAUAUGCCAUCUCUGCAGACUUUAUGGCUAAAAGCCACUGACUAACUGUUAACCUUAUCCUCCUGGUACAGAUAGAGUUUGGAUUUAAAAACUAAACCAAAACACUUUAAUAUUUUGUCUCACAAUGAGGAUUAUAAAUUCAAUUGCCAAAUUUAAAUGAAAGCAAUAAAGCCUUAAGCUAUUUCAUGUCAAACAGUUUUGUUUCAGUUUGACUAAAAUAAUUUGUUUUAUUGGAAAGUGAUUAAUGACAUGGCUCCAAUUUUCAGCCCAUGUACGUGAAGGGGAACAGCUUGUAUUUGUUACUAGGUCCUCUCUUUAAACAUUUUACUGUGUGAUAUUUUAAUAUCUUUUUUGUUUAUUUUUAUACUGAACAUUUGCAGUCUGUGCAGACCUUGUAAAGGCUUUUAGAAAUCCAUUUCUUUGUCAUAGGGCUAUUCUAGGCCUACUGUAUCAGCAGGGUUUUCUUAUUUAUUGCUUUUUCCAAGUGUGCUUGCUAUGAUAUGUAUAGUACUAUUUUGUAUUUGAAAUGUCCAAACACGUAAUCAAUUUUUUCUAUUUGUCAGAGACGGUGCAUAAUAGCAGGAGUGUUCUGUGAAGGCUACGCUUGUGACUGCUUUUUUUGCUUACAUGUCACAAAUAUGAGUGGAUUAUGCAGGAUCAUCUCUAAUAUGUGAAAACAUUUGGAAUAGGAGAUAUGUUGCUUUAUGUCCUGUUUUAGUUUAUGUCACUUGACUGUCUGAAACUUUCACCUAAAUAGCACUCAGUGUAUGAGCACUCUAAGGGGUUUUCAAGACUAAUGUUUUUCUGUUGUUGAUCUCUCUUCUCAGUACUACUUUGCAUGUGCACCCAUUAUAUAUACAUAUAUACUGCAGGUGUGCACUAAGUCCAGUCACAGGCUGGGAGAGGGGUCACAAUAUACACCCAUUUUCUGUCAUCAGGUACAGCUACAAGGUUGACUGCUGGAAAGCAUGGGCACUCCCAGCUCUGUUCUGAGGGAUAUGGAUUGCGAUGAGCAUAAUAUACAAAGCCUAACCCAUGCAGUUUGGUUUAGGAACAGGAGUGGUAGGUUGGAUUAUAAGAGAAAUUAAGACUACAUCCAGAAAUAACACUGUUUGAUAAUAUUGUUGUCCAUGGAAGGACCAAAGACAUAAUGGGCUCUGGAGAAUAUGGUCCGAGGGGUCUUUCCAGAUCUUUUAAUGCAGACUGUGCCCCUUCUUGACUGAAAGGAGGGCCUUAUAGUUCCUACUAUCAUGCCAACAUCCUUCAUAGGCAUUACAGUGUGUGGGUUUUUUUUUUAAGGUGAACUAGAUAACUUAUAUGGUAUUUACUGGAAGGAGAAUUUAAUUUUACAAGCACACAGUGAAGUUUUUGUGGAGACCCUAAUGGUUCCUUUGUCAUCGAGGAGUAAUAAAGACUCCUGUAAACAGAAAGCACACUUUUAAAUAUAAGAUUUUUAUCACCUUUUCCCUCUUCUUUUUUAAAUUAAAAAUCAGUCGCCACUGUUUCACAGAAUACUAAUAAGUCAGAGCUGUCUCGGUUCUUUGAUUUCAAUGAAGCACUAUCUGAGGCUUAUCAUAGUUCAUGCCAGUACUUGCAGCCAAAGAGGAAACUGGAUGGCUGCAGCACAAUGCAGCUGAUUUCAUUUAAUCCCAUCAGUGGAAAUGCUGCCUGUGCUAUUUCCAAAGGCAGUUUUGGGAGCUCUCCAUACCCAAAGCAGUCUGAAGAAUGUCAUUUACACUCCCGUUGGGUAAAUUUUUCCUGCUGGUACUUUGGUCACAUGACUGUCAUCUGCAGAAAGGAUAAAAAAGUGUAUAAAAUAAAAGAAUAAAAGGGACAGAAUCCUCUUGGCAGAAGGUGAGACCUGUUUCCCUCUUUUUCUGGAAGUCACGUUAUGAAAGAGAGUCAUUUUGCUAAAUAAAAGCAGAGGUCUCCUGAGUUGCUUAUGUAUAAUAUUUCAAGUCUGUAACUGUGACUGUCAUGGAUACCUCCAGAGAGAGUAACUAGAGCUGAGGACUCUGACAUAUUAAGGGGAGAGUAUGUAAUGUGUCAGGAGCAAGAGUGAUAUAAAAUACCUACCUAGCUGUUCCUAUAGGGAAAUACUUGGACAGCAAAUAUAAUGAAGAUGACAUUCUUUUACUUCACUGUGCUGUAAUAACCAAUAUGAAAGUAUUAGGAAGUAGAUACAAGUCUUUCUGCUCUGUGUUUUCACCGAGCGUAUGACUAGCAGUAGUGCUGUCAAUACACAAGUUCUGGGAUAAAGGGGAGAUAGUGUCUUGGCAUGACCCAAAGGCACAGACAAAAAUCAGGGUGAAAAGGAGCAGUUUUCUCCAUCUUCUCCAUUUUCUACUCCAUCCCAGUUUUCUGGGAUGAAUGAGGAUGUGUCUAGAGCUUCCUAAAUUUGAGUCUGCUAUCUCUUAGCUAUCAAAAAUCUGAUACUUAACUUGAGCCGGGCUUCAAACUGCUAUCUCAGUUUGGAAGAUAACUAUAUGCUCACUGCACAUCAAAAGUUUGGUGUGGUACAGUAGAAGGAGAAACUUCCACAGUAUUAGUAGCUUUUAAUGUUGUUUUGUUAUAUACUGCAAUGGAAUGUGUUGAAGGGAGUAGUAAUUGACACUAGGUUUCAUUCUGUGGUUAUCUCUCUGAAUGCCAGCACCUGUAAAUCUGGGAAGAAGUGAGGAACAAUGAAGGACGAAAAAGUUAAUUUUGGAAUAAAUGGUGUUUUUCCUUAACAGGGAGCUGAGGACAGUAAAAAUCAGUGUGGCUCAAACCUGUCAAGGCAGGCCCAAUACAAACCUACUCAAUUUCUGAAAAAUGCAUCUUCUGUAAAAAGUACUGGUGACCUUGUGGGGGCAUCGAGGUCUUGAAUUAAAAUUAAACUGCACUGCAACCUAUGUUAUCUAACAGCACACUUUCCAUUCUACUGAUGGGGGAUAAUGUUACCUACUUAAAACCUUUUGCAAUUUACAGUAGCGUUUAGUUAGAGAUUGUGUGUGAAUAUAGACUUCUGACUUUCAUGGGAUGUUACCGCUCUUGAUCUCUUUUUACCCUUAAGUGCCUAUGCCUGUAAAUCUUUACUGAGGCAUCAAGACCUGAAAACUGUACUGUUUUCUGCAUAGCUAUAAAAAUAAUCCCAGGCAACUUUUAAUAUAGUCAAAAUGGAAAAGGAUUAAUCUUGGCAUAUGAGAGCGCCAUUAAUUUUUAUGAUCUUUUUAAUAUUUAGAACUGUGCAAGUCUUUUAUGUAAUUUAUUUGGGGAUCUUUUAAAAGCUAAAACAAUUGCAAUGUAUUUUCUCCUAAUUGUUGACCUUUCAAAUAAAGUUAAAGUUUGUAAAUUAAUUGUUCAUGCAUUUCUGCUGCAGUUGCUGUGUGUGCAUUGCUCCUCUGGCCUCUGCUGUGUGCUCCUGUUGUUUUCACUUUGCACCUCAGUUGACCUUUUACUUCUGGCUGUUUUCCUGAGCCAAUAGUAACAAGGUAACCCUUAAACAUGUAGGGUGUGAAAUUUCUUCUUCAGUAGGCAUUCAAGAUUGUCCCAUCAGGAAUGAACAGUGUUCUUGACCAAGGCCUAGUGGAAUUGACAGAGGCGAUGGUCUUUUGCUUUCGGUCUUCCCUUCUGGUGUUUUAUUCAGAAAAGAAAUCCUGUCCAGUAGGUCUAUAACUAAAAGCCAUGCCAUUGCCUCAAACAUAUCUGGGUUUGGGUGGAGUACAGCAAGCUUCAUUUAUGCCUUUUUAUCUAUUGUUGUGCUGCUUGCUUGGUGGUUGCAAGUCACACUGACCAGUUAUCAAACCAGUGAAAUUCAGAUAAAAGAUUCAAAAGAAAUUGUUGUGGUGACUGUUCAAAAUAAUCUGCCAGAGAAGAGAAAUGUGCCUAAAUACCUUGUAGACAUGCAGAGGACUGGGUGAAGCUGGUUUGCUGUCAGCCGCAGGGAGAAUAGGAGUCUACAGGCUUCUGAAGACUGUCCCAUUUACUCAGAGUGUAUCCCCAUACCUCGGUCAUUGUUGCUGUUCAUGAAGCUCUGGUGGAAGGAACUAGGAGGUAUGUGUUCCUUUCCAGGUCCACUGAAAAAGCCUUUAGGGACUGCCAGGAAAAAGAAGCCUUAUGCUGCUUUAUGAAGAUAGAAGACCCUGCUAACUGCUGUGAAGACAUGGGAAUCCUGUAGUCAUCUUCCUGUCUAGCAGAGUCCUUGUUGUAGGAUUAAAACAGCUAUGAGUACAAGAUGAAACAAACAAUCUGUGUUUGAUGAAUAUAUUAUCUAAAUUUCACUUUUUUGUUCCUUUUCUCUCUGUUCCACUGACAUAUGCUCUGGAUUUCUUAGCAGAAACUUCAGUUUUAAAUCUUAAAUGCUGGAGGUAAGCCAUGUGGCAUGAAUGGAAAAGUUUUGGUAUGAUUUCUUGGAGCAGACUAGUCUUGAAUUCAGUUGAAAGCAAUUAAGCAUUCACACCACUUGUAUUAAACUCUGCUUUGGCUCCAUCUGAAGUCAGAAUGCCCUUGACUCCUGCAAGCUUUGCAGCAUCCGUUUAUGGUAGGUCUGUCAGCUAACUAAUCGGUUUCCCCAUGUGAACUUCUAAGGGCAAAAGAAAAAUUUCAUUGAUUCGAUGGGCAUCAUUAAGACCUGCAAAGAGCAAAAUAUCUGCAUUAGACUCAAGGUUAUUAGGGAAGGAUUUUCAGGCAUGAUUGGUGGUCUGGUGCUGCAUCAGUUCCUCUGGCGUUUCCUUCUAAAGUUUGCUUAUGUGGUUCUUUACCUGGUAGAGACAGCACUGACAUCAGUUCCUAAAUGUUUGCCCAAUUUUCAGAUGUGCGUGAGGCACAUCGGCUCUUGCUUAUAUGUGGCCUUUAGCACUCAUUCUGUCCUCACUGCGCUCAAAGGAAUAGCCUUGAAUGGUGAGUAUUGCUAUGUUCUUAUUAACUAUACUCUGUUGUAGUCUACUGAUUAAGUUGUACGCUGCUCCUUUUGCCCCUUCCACUGUCUGGCUGUCCUAAUUACCUUUUUCAAAUGUGAGAGCAUAUGUAUUCGUACUGGUCUCCAGGAAAGCGUUCAUGUUGUUCCCCUCAGCGGAGCUGUGUACAAACAAAACUUCCUCUCUCAAGAUGUUGCUCAGACUGUAACGGCUCCCCUUCUAUUUGGUGGGGUUUUUGCCAGCAUGCCUCAAAGACAUUUUGUGCUGGGUACCACCUAAGCCCCUUUAGGGCUUCUAUUCUUGGUAGCACGAACAGAUGUGUCAUAAAAUCUUGAUGCUCAAAACGGUCUGGGUAGAACCAGGAGGGACAUCAUGCCUGUUGUAAAGGGCUGUCU
Haliaeetus leucocephalus (bald eagle) is the source of this 7554-nucleotide messenger RNA. RefSeq names its product IQ motif containing E (gene IQCE). Gene Ontology annotation, molecular function: protein binding. The coding region runs from base 54 to 2114 and encodes 686 amino acids. The transcript has 22 exons. The record is from RefSeq and is a predicted model, not a curated record. NCBI's taxonomy places the organism in Eukaryota, Metazoa, Chordata, Aves, Accipitriformes, Accipitridae.